AUGAACAAUUUAUUAAUUAUAUCAACCGGAAUCUGCCUGUUCGCACAAACAGUUCCGGUAUUAAUAAAGUCCAUAAUAUCAUGGAUGUAUGCAGAAAGUCCAAGCGAAGCGGCAAUUAAAAAUGAAAUGCAACAAUUAGAGCAAGAAAUGGCAAGCAUAUCGAUGGUGGACGAGUUUGCAAAAUACACCAGAGUUCAACGCCGGCACACAUUAUUAAAAAAAAAUUACGCUGAUGGUACGAUGGCCCGCGUGUCUACUAGAAAUAAAAUUCAGAUAUUUUUAAUUUAUUUCGCUAAAUUAUUUAAUGGAAUUGCGGUGGCAGUUUUGCUUUAUUUCUGGAGAAAUGAGCCAGUUAUUGUUUUACCUAAAGGUACACUGUGGCCAAUUAAUAUUAUAUAUUCUUAA
Molecule: messenger RNA, 405 nt
Organism: Cotesia congregata
Lineage: Eukaryota; Metazoa; Arthropoda; Insecta; Hymenoptera; Braconidae
Source: the annotation of a GenBank genome assembly